Paramecium tetraurelia is the source of this 558-nucleotide messenger RNA. RefSeq lists its product as uncharacterized. The record is from RefSeq and is a predicted model, not a curated record. The transcript has a single exon. NCBI's taxonomy places the organism in Eukaryota, Ciliophora, Oligohymenophorea, Peniculida, Parameciidae.
AUGAAUAAUAUUUUAUCAGCCAUUUGUUAAGUAAUAAAAUGUAAUGGUAUCAUUUGGAUAUUUAAUGUGAAUGAAGUAUCCCAAUCAUAUUCAUGCUAAGCAGCUUCAUUGAUCUCAUCAAUUCUUUAGAUUAAGAACUCAUCUAAUGUGUCUAAAAUUUAACCUAUCUACAACCAAGAGGAUAAUUAUUAAAAAAACUCAAAUCAAGCUAACAAAAUAUUUUAAUAAAUUAAUGGGAGUCUAUCAUUACCUGUCAGAGUUCUUUCAUAAAGGUAAUCAAGUAUUUAUCCCCCGCACAUAUUGUGUUACUUUAUUAUAUUUAUGGAUGUAUGCAAAUUUAAUAGAAUUUAAUAAUAUGCUUUUAACCUUACAUUUAACUAUGAUACUAUGAACAUUUUUUCUUUCAGGUACUCUUAUUCUAAAAUUAAUAUUGUUUUCCUAUAAUCGUUCCAACUAUUUUCAAUUCCAUAAACCAAAGCCUAAAGUUGGAGCCUUCCUUUAAUAUAGCUGCUUUUUUCAUCUUGGUUUAACAAGAUAUUAUCAAUUUGCUAAUAAUGA